AUGAGUGAAUACGAGAAAACAAACACCGACCUGUUGAGGACCAGUUCGGGAGUGGGUCACAAGUGGCGGCCCCCGCAGAACUUUCCCAACAUGGAACUCAUGGAUAAUUACGGAAAUUUCGGACCGUUUUUCAAGAAACCAGCAGCUCAUUACAAAGUUCACUACCUGCAAGAUUUGCACGAAAAGUCAACCACUACAUCCUUUCAUCUACAACUACAUCCUUUCAAACCACAGUUGAUGUCUGAAAAUUUGAGACGUCCACUGACCAUGGGCAACCAAACUUCGGAAAUGAAGGAUAAGUUUUCAGGGCAAGAUCCUUUGAAGGAGCCUAAAACGUUUGAGGAUUUCAAAGGAUUCACACUGAGGGACCAUCUCAAGUCCGUACCAACUCAACCGACGUACAUGGGCAUCGCGGCAGACGUCAUGCUGCCCGGGGGACGGACGAAAUCCUGCCACAACAGAUCCGUGUACCUCCUCAACGAUCCCUACUUGACCACCACGCAGAAAAUGCACAGACCCUUCAAGGAGGAGGAGUUGUGUCUCGAACCUAGGAGGAAACUCAACGUUCUUGAGUGGAUCCAGGGACCUCGUGUCGUUGUACCCCAGCAGACCCCCAUGACAGACAAGUUGUUCUCGAGGCAGGAGACGAAGAUCAAUCAGAUACCUCCGUUGGUCGCCCAUGUGCCUCACUCGGGCUUCAGAACAGAGUACCGUGAACAUUUCCAGCAGCCUGUGGAUUUGAACCCGCAGGAAACUUCCACCUGCCCUCCAGACAUCAUGAACGUCAGGGAGGGCAACAGCAGGCAGGUACAGACCAUCCCACUCUUUUACGAUACCGAGUACAAGAGGAUUGGUAGCAAGUGUAGAGUUACUGUCUAA
Molecule: messenger RNA, 879 nt
Organism: Helobdella robusta
Lineage: Eukaryota; Metazoa; Annelida; Clitellata; Rhynchobdellida; Glossiphoniidae
Exons: 7
Coding region: 1-879 (292 amino acids)
Source: RefSeq, a predicted model, not a curated record